This is a messenger RNA of Kockovaella imperatae, 619 nucleotides long. Its product is annotated as GRIM-19 protein. The coding region runs from base 82 to 492 and encodes 136 amino acids. The transcript has 4 exons. Lineage: Eukaryota; Fungi; Basidiomycota; Tremellomycetes; Tremellales; Cuniculitremaceae. The record is from RefSeq and is a predicted model, not a curated record.
CUGAGCAUCUACUGCCGCCUAUCAUUCACCUCACUGCCUUCAUUCGUUCUCUUACACGGGUCAUAUACACCUAAGAGAGACAUGUCUGGCCAGAGCUCUGCUGGACCAACGUACACAAAAGCCGCUCAUGGCUUCACCCAGGAUAUGCCUCCAAAAGGGGGUUACGCCAAUGUCCCCUACAAGCGGAAUCUUCCCGUACGAGGAGUAUCCGGAGCAGUCAUCAUGGGAACCACGGCCUUGAUCUGCAGUUAUGGAUUCUACAAGAUGGGUCAAGCCAAUAUCGAGAAGAGAGAACUCGAAAGGGAGAAGAAAUGGUCAAGGAUCUGGCUUCUUCCUCUGCUUCAAGCCGAGAUGGAUAGGGAUAUCUACAGGAGAGAACAGGCGGCUUUGGCUAGAGAGAAGAUAAUCAUGAGUGAUGUUCCAGGGUGGGAGGCCGGAAAGAGCGUAUACAACACUCAACGUUAUGUCCCGAAACAGAUUGUUGUUAUGUAAAUCAAAGUUCUCGUGGUCAUGCAAGAUUGAUGGAGGGAUACGGCCAGUAUUCAAAGCGCUGAGCAAACUGCGACUAAUCUCUGUAAAGACUUGAUAUUCUGGGAUCAUCACCGAUGGAAACUCGCUG